Molecule: messenger RNA, 6368 nt
Organism: Drosophila takahashii
Lineage: Eukaryota; Metazoa; Arthropoda; Insecta; Diptera; Drosophilidae
Gene: AdamTS-A
Product: ADAM metallopeptidase with thrombospondin type 1 motif A
Biological process (GO): extracellular matrix organization; proteolysis
Cellular component (GO): extracellular matrix
Molecular function (GO): zinc ion binding; metalloendopeptidase activity
Source: RefSeq, a predicted model, not a curated record
AGAGCCAACACAAGUGUAUACAAAUAGGUACAAAGCACAGUGGAUUGUGGUGCGAUUUCGCGCGAAUUUCUGCACGUGCCACGCGAAGAUUGGAAUCGCCAUAUCAUUAUGUCCACGCCGGAAGCCGAAGCCGCCGGUUCACCUGGCCAGGAGGUCGAGUGCCAUCGUCUGCUGGCCAGUUCCAUCGAGCAGGUGGAUCAGCCCAAGUCGCCCGCCUUCUCGUAUGCCAGCACCACCCUAAGGUCCACCACUUCCGGUCACAGCAUCCGUACGAACAGCACCACCAUCUGCGAGUCACCGGGACUGGGAACCUCCUCCUCCUCCUCGGAAGAAGAAGAUGACCUUGACUGCUAUCUGCGGGGGGCGACGAACGACCUUGGGGAUGCCGGCCUGCGCUACUCCUUCAAGGGAUCACCGCCGGAGCUCUACUCGCCCAGGAAGGACUUCAUUUCAAAGGGACCGCUGCUGGACAGACAGGUCGUGCUGAAGAAGAGGUGUGAAUGGUGGUUCUACAGGUACGAGUGCAGCCAAAAGAUGUCCACCCACUGGAGGCAGCACGCCUGUCUGUAUGCCUGCGGCAUCGCCUUCCUGCUCUUCAUGUGCAUCAUGUUCUUCCACGGCAUGCCGAGUGGCUAUAAAGUGCGAGAGGAGGUGGAUCUGCCCCUGGGCAACCACUCGCUCAAGGAGCAGCAUUUAGCCAAAGUCAUCAGCAUACCUCCUCCAGCCCCAGCAGAAACAUUUAAUACAGAAAAGUUUGGCAGCGACACUUUGGCGGAGCCAAACCCUCCCGACGGCCUCGAGGAUCUGGAAGAGGAGGAGCACAGCGCCUUCGUGACGCCCACCAAGGUCUACAACUACAGUCUCAGCGAAGGCGAUCUGAUCUACGAGUCGAAACGAAACAGCGAUAUCAACAGCUUUCUGAAAGAGUCUGCAUCGGCCUUCAGCAUGACGGGAACGUAUCGCAACCUGAGCAAUGAGAUCUGGGACCCGCAUCCGCAGUACAACCUGAAUGUGUUUGGUCGCCAGUUGCAUUUGGUGCUGCGACAGGACUCGUCCUUCAUCCGCAACCACUCGAUGCCCCGCAUUCGGAUCCUGGAGGAGGGGCAGGAGAGGCAGGAGGGGGAGCCAGAGGAGGAGCAGGACCAACGGCACCUGGGCUGUCUGUACUCCGGCUACGUCGAGGACGAUCCCCACUCCAUGGUGUCCGUCUCGCUCUGCGGCGGAAUGACUGGUUAUAUCAAAACCAGUUUCGGCGCGCUGCUCAUUGAGCCGGUGAACCGGACCAGCAGCGAUGAGGUUUUGCACCGGGUCUAUAGGAAGUCGCACCGCAACGCCAGACAGGCUGUCUCCCAGUUCGAACUGGGCCUGGAUGCCAUGGUUAGCCAGCUGGAGAAGGCGCAGAAGGCCAAGUCCCCGAAUUUAAAGCGACGAAAGCGCCACUACAACGACGAGGACAACCAGGUGUACACCUUGGAGGUCCUCAUAGCCGUGGACACCAGCAUGGAGCGAUUCCAUGGCCCCGAUCUGCAGUCCUACAUCUUCAUCCUCAUGUCGAUCGUGGCCAGCAUCUUUGCGGACGCCAGCAUCGGCAACUCCAUACGCAUAUCGCUCGUCAAACUGAUCAGCCUGCCCAAUUUCAAUCCCCAAACCAAGUCCAGCAACGAAAUGCUGAAACACUUUUGCAAUUACAUCAACAAAUCUAACUACGGCAGGGACACGGCCAUGCUGAUAACGCGAGAACCUAUCUGUGGCAACACACCGGGCAGCACCUGCCACAUGCUGGGCCUGGCCGAACUGGGCACGGUUUGUACUCCAAGUUCCUGCUCCCUCGUCCAGGACACCGGACUGCCCACCGCUUUUACCAUGGCCCACGAGCUGGGGCAUAUCUUAAACAUGCACCACGACGACGACGACAAGUGCAUUCCCUAUGUGGCCAGGCGCAACAACAGCAAGGUGCUUCACAUCAUGUCCAGCGUGAUGGGCAUCAACAUGCACCCUUGGUCGUGGUCCAAGUGCUCCCGCCACUAUGUCUCCGAGUUUCUCGAGAAAACCGACAAGUCCUGCCUGGAGACCUUCGUGGGCAGGGACAUUGACUACAGCAAAAAGCAGCUGCCCGGUGAGAUCUACUCGCUGGACCAGCAGUGCCAGCUGAGCUUCGGCAACGGCUUCUCCUACUGCCCCUCGGGCGAGGAGUGCCGUCGGCUGUGGUGUAACCGGACGUGGGGCAAGACGGACGACCAGUGCCGCUCCAGCAAUUUGCCCUGGGCAGAUGGCACGCCCUGCGGCAGCGGUGGCCGCUGGUGCCAGCGGGGCAAGUGUGUGUCCAACAAGGAUGGCUAUGAGCAGCAGGUGAACGGCGGCUGGGGACCCUGGACACCGUUCACUCCCUGCAGUUUGACUUGCGGCGGCGGAGUGCAGGAGUCGUGGCGGGAGUGCAGUCAUCCUGCGCCAAAGAACGGCGGGAAGUACUGUACCGGAAGCCGAAAGAAGUACCGCUCCUGCAACACCCAUCCGUGUCCGCCGGGCAGCAUGGACGCCCGCGAACAGCAGUGCUACUCGAUGAACGGACGCGACCUGAACAUUCCGGGCGUCAACCCAGACACCAAGUGGGUGCCCAAAUACGAAAAGGAUGCCUGCAAGCUCUUCUGUCGCAUGGACAUGAGGGUCACCUACUUUAUGCUCAAGAACACGGUAACCGACGGCACCUCCUGUGCGGUGGACAGCUUCGACAAGUGCGUCAAUGGAAUUUGCCGACCGGCGGGUUGCGACAACGAGCUGAACUCGAUUGCCAAGUUGGACAAGUGCGGCGUGUGCGAGGGCCGCAAUGACACAUGCCACGAGGUAACCGGAAAUCUGCGAGUAUCCAAUCUCCUGGGGCUUAACGAUGGGAAUGACCCGAAAAAGACACUCUACUAUGUGACGAGAAUACCAAAAGGUGCCUCCAAUAUUAUGAUCACCCAGACUAGCUAUCCCCACCAGAACUACAUAGUGCUGAGCGAUGACAAGGACAAAAACCUUCUUAACGGUGAGCCAGGCAUUAAGACAUAUCCCCUGAAGUUCGUCUAUGCUGGUGUUACGAUGCAGUACUCCGGCGCCAGCAGUGAGGUGGAGCAGGUGAACACGACCUACUCAUGGAAAUUGUCACGUGAUCUAAUAGUACAGAUCAUUUCCCUUGACGUGAGUACGGACAAGAGUCACGACGCCAUACUGAUGUCCUACUCCUACACCAUCGACAAGGCACCGGAUCACGAUACGGUGGAGAUCUAUCGCUGGGAAAUGCAGGCGCCCAGCAACUGUGAUUCGCUCUGCGAGGGCAGAAGCCAUCGGCAGCCGGCCUGCAUUAGUAUCACCGAGGGUCUGAAGGUAGCCCCGCAGUUCUGUGACAAGUCCGCUAAGCCCAAAGUCGAAGAACGACCCUGUAACACCGACUGCCGCCUCAAUCUCACUGUGACGAGCAUUUCAGAGUGCUCGGCCGCCUGUGGAGAGCUGGGCACCCGCGAGAAGACCUUUUCCUGCGUUCAGACAUUCACAAAUAUGCAGCGUUCGAAUAUUGUGGACAUGUCCUAUUGCAAGCUGAAGUUCGAUGUGGCCUAUCACGAGGAGUGUCGCGAGGGCUGCUGGGUUCUAUCGGAUUGGUCAACGUGCUCCAAGACCUGUGGCACCGGUUCUCAGCAACGUAAGGUUGAGUGCCAGCUGCAGGGUUUCCCUAUAAGCGAAGAUGUGUGUAAUCCCCGAACCAAGCCGCAAGUGAAUGCUCUCAUCAGGGUCUGCAACACAGAGUCCUGCCCCACAUAUACCGAAUCACCUAAUGCCGUGGCAGUUAGUAACUGGGUGAUUGGAGAGUGGGGCGAGUGCAAUGACUGGUGUGAGAAAAAGCGAUCUGUGAGUUGUUCAAAUCCCUAUGGCAUCGGCUGUGGGAACAGGAAGCCCAAGGACGUCCGCAAGUGCUGCCACAUCAAGUACACCAGCGAUUGGACAGAGUGUUCGGUGCAAUGUGGCGAGGGCGUCAAGAGGAAGAAGCAGACCUGCACGCGGGUCUACAAACCAGAUGUGCCUGGCACUCGCAAGCGUCGGGUUUACAUCGAUGAAUCCUUCUGCUUGAGCCGCAAGGUGCAUCGUCCCAAGCUGCGCACCACCACCAAGUCCUGUCGCAUCAACUGCAAGUGGAAUGCCUCGGACUGGAGGAGGUGUUCGGCAGACUGUUCGGAAGAGUACCAGACGAGGGAUGUGCGAUGCGAAACGUGGCAGGGUGAUGGCGUGGAGGACAAGCAUUGUGAUGUCAAGAAGCGUCCUUCAAAGAAACGCAUCUGCAGCCACUGCGUGCGCCGGCAGUCAAAGGUCGUGACACAGUGCAACUGCGAAGGCGUUGAGAGAAGGCGGGACAUGUGCUACUCGCGCAAGGGUCGCAUCCAAUGUCCCAGUCGCACCAAAGUGGAGAGGCACCGCUGCACUCCACCGGCCCACUGCCGCAGGAGAAGCGCCAUUGGGAGCAGCAUCAGCAGCAGACCCAGGAGCAGUAGUGCCAUUACCACCACUGGAAUCAGUAACAGCAGGAGCUUGAAUACCAUUACCAACUCAAGGCACCAGGGAGGAAGAGCCAGGAGCUGCUUAGAACUAAGGGAGAUGUACGGCUAUAAUCAGGACGGAAACUAUCAGCUGGAGGUGCGUUCGCGUAUGGUGAACGUCUACUGCCACCAGAUGGCCAGUAGGACGCCCAGCGAGUAUGUGAACGUGGAUCCGCAGGAGAACUACUCCAUCUUCUACGAGUACAGGACGAAGCAAACGACCAGUUGUCCGCCGGAGUCGCGGGCCCACGAGUAUUACAACGACCAGAACUCCGGAAGGACGCACUUUAGCAAGCUGCGACUGAAUAUCACCGAUCUGCGGAUCGUGGACAAUGACUUUCAGUUCGCCGAGACGCGCGGAUUGCCCCAGAAGCUGGGAUCAGCGGGCGAUUGCUACAACCGCAUCGGUCAGUGUCCGCAGGGCGACUUCUCCAUCAACAUGAAGAGCACCGACUUCACCAUUCGACCGGGCACCGUGUGGAAGACGCACGGUCAAUACUCGGUCAUGAAGCGUAUCAGUGAGUUCGAUACCACAUCGGUGAUGCGGAGGGGAUUCUGCGGAGGUUACUGCGGCGGUUGCUACAUUGCGCCCAAUUCGGGUCUCUACCUGGACGUAUUAUGACUGCAGCCACUGAUUAGUCAACGGGAAAGUUUGUUUGACCUUCCCACGGUAAUCGGGUCUACGUCCCGGGAAGGACCAAGGGUCAAGUUAAUCCAGCAUUCGAGGGUUACCCCAGCCAAGCAUUACCAUUACCAAGAGCCGAGUGCAGCGCAAUAACCACUGUCGAUGGUUGAAAGUAUUCUCGAAUAUUAGUUAGGAUAGACAUAUGAAAAACCUUAGGAAUCGCGUCGAAGAAGCCCGAACAAAAACGCAAAUCGCAAAAAAAAAAAAACGUCUGUACAUAUUAUAUAUUUCACCCGAAAUUAGUAACUAGAUAUUAUUGCCAUGUAAUGUAUUAAGUAUUGUAAAUACUAGUGGACAAGAGCCUUUAAUAUAGCGAAUGGGGAGUUACGUCUGUGUACUAUAUCAUCACCCAGGGGCGGGGGUAAGCGAUGAUGACGUAGGACACGGACAGCUCCCAAGUUUGAUUGACCAAAAUACAAUCCAUAAGUCGGACGGUAGCCGUUAGGUAAUUAAGGCCGCUCAGAUAAACCCGUAUUUAUGCCAACGAUAUACAGUGAUGGAAGGUACUUGUUAACUUUAUCUAGUUAAACUCUAGAAAUGCAUUUUUAACUAUUAUUGCAUGAAAAAAUUCAAAUUGGGCCUAUUUUUAGGCCGCCAAAAAAAUAUAUACAGUCUUUAAGUUAACAUAACUUUCCUUCUACCCUUACUCUUAUUCCCAUAACUUUAUAUUUACCUUUUCCAUCACUGACGAUUUCCGAAUAUCAAGAGCUCGACUAAACUAGUGCAAUGCCGGUCUGUACAAUAAUUGUAUUAGCUAAGCUUCGCAAUAAAUUAGUUAAGAGAGAGAGAGAGAAGAGGAGGAGAAAUUGUAUGUGUAACUAAAACGAAUACUCAUAUUAUUUAGGAUACCCCGACCACAAGCACAAGCCAAAACCAAACUAUUCAUCUAAUUAACACUGCUGAAGAGAAACAUUUUGAAACAUAGAAUAACAAUCACUGCCAGCCCUUAAAUGUUCAAUCCAUCAUAUCCCCACAACCAAUCGCCUAAGUCCCGGUACCAAGUAUCCUCGCUGUAUUUUCAUUUAACUUUAACUUUAACGACGUAGCUAGUCUAAGGCAAAACACCAUGUUAACAAAGUAAUUUAAUGUGAAUUAAAGGAAUUUAAAGCUGUUACCAA